CUCGACACCUGAAGUAUUUGUUCAGGUACAUUUCAGAUCUCCUCAGUGGGCUCGGUUUGACUGGGGUGGAGCUGAACUCUGCAGCCCUACCUGCCCCUGGUUUCCGGGACAGGAAGCCCUCCUUCAGGCGGGGCCGAGUCCUCUGUCUGCUCCCUGCAGCUGCGGAACCAGAGACCCAGAGACCCGGGCUCACACAGGCGUGCAGCCGCUGCGGGACGAGCCAUGCAGGCGUGCGCGUGAAUGUGUGUAUGUGUGUGAGUGUGAGAGGGGAGAGAGAGAAGGAAGGAAAACCACAACCAGAAAGUUUGACUGUGAACACAUCUUGUGUAAAAAAAAAGAGAGGAGCCUCAGAAAGCACCCUGUCAGCCAGAAAGAUGUCCCGGUGUCCAAACAUCCAACUGUCCUCCAUGACUCGGUGCCUGAGCCUCCUCAUGCUGGCUCUGACUACGUUUGGCCAGGAACUACCGUCGAGUCCUCACAGCUGCACAGAGGGAAGCUGUUAUCCCGCAACAGGAAACCUUCUUAUUGGACGAGGCACCAACCUAACCGCCUCCUCCACAUGUGGCCUGCAUGGACCGGAGCAGUAUUGUAUUGUCAGCCAUUUACAGGAGCCUGACAAGUGUUUCGAGUGUGACUCCCGGCAUCCCUACGAGCCGUACCGCCACAGACACAGCCACCGCAUCCAAAACGUGAUCUACCUCAUGGACGGGAAUGAGGACCACACCUGGUGGCAGUCUGUCAAUGGUAAGGAGGACGUAAGCAUCAGACUGAACCUGGAGGCUGAGUUUCACUUCACACAUCUCAUCAUGAAAUUCAAGACUUUCCGGCCUGCAGCGAUGCUCAUUGAGCGCUCAGCUGAUUUUGGACGCACAUGGCGCCCCUACCGUUACUUCGCCUCCAACUGUACCAGAACGUUCCCGGGCAUCCCCGCCAACGGCCUGCACCAAAUAAACGACGUCAUCUGUGAGGAGCGCUACUCCGACAUUGAGCCCUCGACCAACGGAGAGGUUAUUUUUAAAGUUCUGGACCCUGCAAUUCCUGUGGAAGACCCCUACAGCUUGGACAUUCAAGAUCCACGGUCGCUGCGUCUGCAAACACAACACCGAAGGCCUGAACUGCGAGCGCUGCAAAGAUUUCUUCAGAGACUCUCCCUGGAGGCCGGCGGAGGCGGAGGAUCCUCACACCUGCAGAGAGUGUAACUGCAACGAGCACUCCAACCAGUGUCACUUUGACAUGGCGGUGUAUUUGGCAACGGGCAACGCCAGCGGAGGAGUUUGCGACAGCUGUCAGCACAACACGAUAGGACGCAACUGUGAGAUGUGCCGACCGUUCUACUACCAAGACCCCAACAGGGACGUAAAGGACCCGCAUGUUUGUGUUGCCUGUGAUUGUGACCCAGUGGGCUCACUGGAGGGUGGUGUCUGUGACAGCCACACUGACCCAGACAUGGGGAUGAUCAGCGGUCAGUGUCGCUGCAAAGUAAAUGUAAAAGGCGUGCGCUGCGACAGCUGCAAGACGGGUUAUUACGGACUCAGCCAGAUCGAUCCACUCGGCUGCCAGCCUUGCAACUGUGAUCCCCGUGGAAUCAUCAUGAUGGACGCUCCGUGUGAUCAGAUCAGCGGAGACUGCUCCUGUAAACGAUAUGUGACGGGUCGCCACUGCAACCAGUGUCUGCCUGAAUACUGGGGGCUCAGUAAUGACCUGGGGGGCUGCAGACCAUGUGACUGUGACUUUGGUGGAGCCUACAACAACAGGUGCAUGAUGGAUAGUGGGCAGUGUGACUGCAGGAGRCAUUUAAUUGGUCGACAGUGCUCAGAGGUGCAGCCUGGGUAUUUCUGCGCUCCUCUGGACUUCUACAGGUACGAGGCUGAAGAUGCCACAGGACUCCCCCCCAGUGACCCCUCCCUGCCGGGUAAAGUUCGUCCUCAGGCAGCAGACGACUGCAUUCAGCAUCUCAAUAACCAGGCGAGGAGGCACCGGAGACACCGGCGCAUUUCAAGCUCGCAGCAGUAUCAGUCAGCCCUGAGACGCAUCCGUCAGCUCCAGCAAACGCCGGAUGUGACGACUGUAAAUAGGGAGCACACUCCCGGCCACAUCGUGACGUGGACUGGACCCGGGUUUGCUCGGGUCAAAGACAGCGCCGGCUUGGUGUUUACUAUCGACAACAUCCCCUACGCCAUGGAGUACGACAUCAUGAUCCGCUAUGAACCUGAGUCCACAGAAGACUGGGAGGCGGUUGUUAGCAUCACCUCCGUUCAGCUGCCUUCAAGUACCCGAUGUGGAAACCUCCUACCGACUGAGCAGCUCUUCACUGAAACCCUGCUGCACCACAACAGAAUCAUUCACAUGUCCAGACCCUUCUGCUUUGAGCCCAGUAAUCGCUACCUGAUUGCCAUAAGGUUCCAGCGCCACGGAGUCGCACACCGGCACCUAACGGCUUUUAUUCUCAUCGACUCGCUGGUACUGAUUCCUAAAUACACGGAGCUUCCUGGYUUCCACGGUAGCGACCCAGCGUCAGAGAAGCACCGGGAGGACAUGAUCCGCUACACGUGUCUGGAUUCCUUCCUGAUCACGCCCAUGCCCGCUCUGGCUGAAAUGUGCUCCAAGCUCAUCUGUAGCAUCUCGUCCAUCAUCCACGACGGCUCUUUGCCCUGUCAGUGUGACCCUCAGGGCUCCAUCAGCGGCGAGUGUGAGAAGGUCGGAGGUCAGUGUCUCUGUAAAACCAACGUCAUCGGGCGACGCUGCGAUCAGUGCGCACCAGGAACCUACGGCUUUGGAGCAAACGGCUGCGCUGCUUGUAACUGCCACUCUGACGGCUCCGUGAGUCACCAGUGUGACCCAGUCACAGGUCAGUGCCAGUGCAGACAGGGAGCCACCGGACGCCAGUGCUCAGACUGCCAACCAGGCCAUUGGGGCUUCCCCAGCUGCAGCCCCUGUCAAUGCAACGGCCAUGCAGACACCUGUGAGYCCAGGACAGGGGAGUGCAGAGGCUGCAGGGACAGCACCGCGGGACACCACUGUGAUCGGUGCGUGGACGGGUUUUAUGGGAACCCAGUGCUUGGCUCAGGGGACCACUGUCGCCCCUGCCCCUGUCCUGGUGUCCCUGGUUCAAACCACUUUAAUGGACAUUCCUGUCAGACUGACCAAGCCUCUGAUCAGAUCAUAUGCAACUGUAGACAGGGAUACACAGGUCUCCGCUGUGAUCAGUGCGCCCCUGGUUAUUACGGCAACCCGGAGCGCCCCGGAGGUCAGUGUCUGCCCUGCGAGUGCAACAACAACAUCGACCCCCAGGAUCCUGGAUCGUGUGACCCCAGGACCGGCCAGUGUCUGCGGUGCCUGUACCACACCGACGGCCCUUCCUGUUCCCGCUGCAAAAACGGGUAUUUUGGCAACGCUUUGUCCCAGGACUGCAGACGUUGCACCUGUGUGCCCUCUGGCACUGUGGAGUCCUCUUGCAGUGACGGACAGUGUCAGUGCGACCCGCAGACCGGACACUGUCCUUGCAGGGAGAACGUAGUUGGCCUCGGCUGCGACCAGUGCGCCCCCGACCACUGGAACCACGGUCAGGAGCGAGGCUGCGAGCCCUGCAACUGUGACCUUCAACACGCUCUGGGAACUCACUGCAACCUGUUCACAGGUCAGUGCCACUGUCGCCCUGGAUUCGGAGGCAAACACUGCACCGAGUGUGAGCAGCUUCACUGGGGAGACCCACAGGUGGAGUGUCGAGAGUGUAAGUGCCACCCGCUGGGCUCAGAGACGGCCCAGUGCCACCGAGAGACGGGUCGGUGCGAGUGCCGGGCGGGGGCGGAGGGGAGGCACUGCGACCAGUGCGCKCGCGGCUUCACGGGCGUCUUCCCCGGCUGCGUCCAGUGUCACCCGUGCUUCCAGCUGUGGGACGACCACGUGUGCCAGAUCCGGAGGGACUUGGAGCACAUCCAGUACGUGGUGCAGGAGAUGCUGGAGAGCGGGGUCCGGCCGGGAGUCGAGGACGCCCACAUCAAGGAGCUGGAGAGGAAGCUGGAUCAGGUGCGGGAYCUGAUCGGGACGGGGGAUGCAGACAGGAUCCACCAGCUGAUUGGACAGAGCAUCGAUGACCUCAGUACCGAGAUUCUCAUCAUUAACGGACGUCUAACAGACAUUGGCCAAGAGGUAAACGUGACAGCAGGACGGGACGAGGAGUUACAACUCACCCUGAUUGAUUUAGAGAACGAGCUGAGGGACAUUAAUGCCACAGUGGCUCACAAACAGCAGGUGCUGGAGGAAUAUCUCACAUCAGGGUUUGAAGAUCAGUAUGAGAAAAUUAAGAAAUACUACCAGGACUCCAUGGUGCCGUUUCCCGACAGCCUUUUGGAACAGUCGAACAUGACCCGAACACGCACCGAGCAGCUGCUGGACGAACACAAAGACAAGUUCCUCCAGGAUCUGGCUGCUCAGAACCGUUCAUUAAACGAGCUGCAGGAGAAAAAUCAAGACCUUGAUGAGAAAGUUCAACGUCUCAGCCACAAGGUAUGCGGUGGUCACGGGAAUGGCAGCAGCAAUGGCAGCUGCCCUGAGAGUCAGUGCGGYGGCGCAGGGUGCCGUGACAAUCGGRGUAACCCUGUAUGCGGCGGAGAGGGGUGCAACGGGACGACCAGCGCGUCUCUUUCAGCUCUGAACGUGGCCCRGAACGUCUCAGACGGUCUGAAAGCCGCCAACAAGGAGCUGCAGGGCAUCUCCAGGAAGCUCCAGGACAUUGCUGCUCUGACCAGGGAUGUGAAGAACCAGGCGAUGACUGCGCUGGAGAAAGCCCAGAAGAAGAAGGAGUACUUCGAGAAGAACAACAAGAAUUUGAAAGAUUUCAUAAAAACCAUCAAAGACUUCCUCACUGAGGAGGGAGCAGAUCCUGACAGCAUCCAGAAGGUAGCGAUGCAAGUCAUGGAAAUCAAACUGCCCUUCAACAGGACCACCAUGGACAAAAUGAUCAUGGAGAUAAAGGACAGUAUCUCCAACCUCACCAACGUGGAGGGGGUCGUCAAUCAGACCUCUCAGCUCAUCAAAAACACCCAGGAGCUGCUGGAAAAAGCUAAAGAGGCCAAGAACCGAGCUGUGUCGGUGAACGAUCUCAUCAACAACACCAGGCAGGCCCUGAACGUGUCUGAGGAGGCCAUCGAGAAGGCAAGGACCGCCCUGAAGGAGGCCCGCGACAACCUGAACAUCUCACAGAACGCCACCGCGGAGGUGGAAUGGAGACUGCAGCAGCUCGAAGACAAGCAGAUGGACAUCAUGAUGCGUUUGAACAACCUGUCGGUGGGGGUGGAGGCUCUUCGGGACAAGACGGAGAUGAACAGACAGAUGGCGAAGGAYGCCUUAGCUCAAGCUAACAACGCCACUCAGCAAGCUUCCUCGCUGGAAAAGAGCUUCAACAACACGGAGAAACGGUUCAAUGAGCUGAAGAUAAAAGUUGCGUCUCUGGGUCCGGAGUCUGGAGCGCUGGGCAACAUCCACCAGAAGGCCAUGAGUAUGAAGAAGGACGCGGAGGAUCUCCUGAACAAAGCCACGGACGGGAUGAAGCAACUGGACAAUCUGGAGCAGAAGUUCCGCAUCAAUGAGGACCGUAUGCAGAAACAGCACGACGAGCUGGACGACCUGCAGCGAAACGCCACUCUGCUGCGGGACCUGAUCCGAGAAGAGCUGCACAAGUACACCAACUGUUAGUGACCAUGUUACAUUUCACUGUAGUAAUGUUUGGUGAGGUGACUGCAACAGACGAAUGUCGCUUAAAUUUAAAAAAACAAAUAGCUGCUCUGGAGAAACCUCCAUUCUUUCACCAUGUUUCAAGUUUUACCUGCUAAGUGUUAAGUGACACAGCUGCCUUCCUCUGAGCACGUACUGUACAUUUUCACUCCUGAUCAUCAACACUGUGCCGUGUCAUGUUUGUUUUAAAGCUAUUUCAGUGAAUACCUAUGGAGGACGUUUGUUUCAUUGUAUUGACCAUAAUCAUUGGUUUAUGUGAUAUUAUACGGAAUUAAUUGCAGAAUUAUGUUAUCAGAAAGUUACUUUGACCAAAUGUGCUUUUAUUAUGCUGUGUUUUGACAAGAUUACUAUGAUAUAUUGUGUUGCUCGUUAUAUAAAUAUGUGGAAAAUCUUGAUUUUAUUACUUUAUUCAAUUUGAAUUUGUGUUAAGAGAAGAAUAAAUAUGAUAGUUAAUCCAAAUG
Messenger RNA from Austrofundulus limnaeus, 6194 nucleotides. It is a transcript of the gene lamb2l, whose product is annotated as laminin, beta 2-like. Gene Ontology annotation, cellular component: laminin trimer. Lineage: Eukaryota; Metazoa; Chordata; Actinopteri; Cyprinodontiformes; Rivulidae. The record is from RefSeq and is a predicted model, not a curated record. Gene Ontology annotation, biological process: basement membrane assembly; animal organ morphogenesis; cell migration.